Molecule: messenger RNA, 847 nt
Organism: Megalobrama amblycephala (Wuchang bream)
Lineage: Eukaryota; Metazoa; Chordata; Actinopteri; Cypriniformes; Xenocyprididae
Gene: bmerb1
Product: bMERB domain containing 1
Exons: 7
Coding region: 153-665 (170 amino acids)
Biological process (GO): negative regulation of microtubule depolymerization
Cellular component (GO): microtubule cytoskeleton
Source: RefSeq, a predicted model, not a curated record
GCGCUCUGCAUCCCUCAUCGCGGUGACGUCACGGAGCUUCAUUCUGUCAAGAUGUUGUUCGGUUCCGCGGAUGAGCGCAGAUCAGCGUGAUUGCAGCGACGACAGAGCGACAAAAUAAAAGAAAUCUAAGAUCUGUGACAUCAGCAUUUAUUAUGGAAUUAAAGAAAGCCAUUUCUGAGAGCGACGGGAUGAUGAAAACAUACGGCGCGAUGCACGAGACAAACCGGAGUAGAGACAAAGGCCAGAUGGACGUGUCCAUGGCAGAAAGCUCCAUGUCUCCAGACGAGAUCGAGGCGGAAAUGGCUCGGAUUCAGCGCCUGCGGGAGGUGCUGGUGAGACGUGAGUCCGAACUGAGAUUCAUGAUGGACGAUAUUCAGCUCUGCAAAGACAUUAUGAACCUAAAACAGGAACUGAGGAAGAUAGUGACAAUGCCAGACGCAGAGAAGACUAAGAAACAUCGUCAGAGAGAAGAAAAAUUAAUCCAGGAGAUUCAUCAGCUGGUGCAGAAGAGAGAUUUCCUGGUGGAUGAUGCUGAAGUUGAGCGUCUGAGGGAGCAGGAGGAAGAUAAAGAGAUGGCAGAGUUCCUCAGACAGAAGCUCAGCGUUAUACAGAGGGCUUUCACAGGACUUGCAAUGGGCAUCAACACACACUCCACUCAACUCUGACCUUGACAUGACAAGCAUUGCACAUUGCAUGAUGCAAGGCAGUUGCUAGGAGCUCCAAAGCCAAGAAUGGCUGAACCUCCACCCAACAAACCCUCCAUCGCCAAGAGCAGCGCGGCCAUCAUUAAAGACUGCUGCGGAGCCACCCAGUGCGUUAUCAUGUGAAGAUCUCCCACCAACGUCAC